This is a messenger RNA of Rhipicephalus sanguineus (brown dog tick), 2020 nucleotides long. Its product is annotated as centromere protein K. Gene Ontology annotation, cellular component: nucleus. NCBI's taxonomy places the organism in Eukaryota, Metazoa, Arthropoda, Arachnida, Ixodida, Ixodidae. Bases 53 to 721 code for a protein of 222 amino acids. The transcript is spliced from 2 exons. The record is from RefSeq and is a predicted model, not a curated record. Gene Ontology annotation, biological process: mitotic sister chromatid segregation; kinetochore assembly.
GUUGUGACUGCAGUGGUGUGGCGUUCGUUGCUUCUGUGGCGGCAGGCUUUAAAUGGCUUCCGACGCCGCAAUGUCCGAGGAAGAAAGCGAAAAAGACCCUAUUCUUGUGGUGAGAGCAGCCGCCCUGGAGGACGAGCUAAGGGAACUGCAACAAGCACCCGCGACGGCACCGUUAGACGCCGAUUACGACCCACGCUUUAUGAAAGCGUACCGAGAACUGACCGCUGGAAGGGUUCCCAACGCCAUCCCGAAACCGCUGCUGAGAGACAGGCUCUUGCAGAGUUUGAGAAACGAGCAGGAAGGACUGAAACGCGUGCUCGCUCGCUACACCGACCAGAUCAAAGCGGCCGAGGCGGAGAUCGCCGGCUUGGAGGACCACAACAAGGCUGUUGCCGCCACGAAGGACGAGACGCCACCGGUACCGAAUGAAUACCACGCCUUGAAGAAGCUGACCACUUCGCGACAAAGACAAAUCUGCAAGUACCUCCAGCAUUUCUACGUGCUGCCACAACAGCUCAGACACUCCACUGCAUGUAACUAUCUCACGCUGAGCGAGAUUUUUGACAGGCUACUGGAGGCCAGUGCCAACAGACCGGAGGAGCGAUACAUUGAACUAAGCGUGGAGUUUUGGCCACCGCACGUGCAAGUGCUGCUCAGUGCUAACUUGGUGGAACGACAUCCUGACGGCGGUAACCGCAUCCGAUUGCGGGACUGGGGCUGAGCUUUGUUGCUCAAAGUGAAUGUCACCACACACCUGCAUGCAUUCACCUUCUAAUUCUUUGUUUCAUCCGGGUGGGUUUAUGUGGGGAUUAACACUGUGUGAUUGAACUUGCCAUGUUUUAAAACAUUAUGGGCUUCUUGAAAAGAAGCAUUAGGCAGUCAGGAUUACAAGCUUCCUUUUAGUCACCACAGCCAGUUAACUGCUGUAUGUUGACAAAAUGUUGUCAUGUUGACAGUGAAUUACAUUUGCCGAGACUAAAACCGGAGUGGUUGCUAUCACUUAAUCUGUCCACUCUGCAACAUUCUUGUGCAAUAGUCGACAAAAGUUUUCGCUGUUACCGGAGCUAUUUGAUUUUAAUGCGUUUUAAUCUUUUAAUCUGCUCUUGCAAGAUAUACCUAUGCAUGUUUUAUAGAAAACUGUUGCACCAUUACUAUUGAUGCAAUGAACUGUGCCAAGAAUGGAGUCAUGUUUUCUCAUUUUUGCAAAAGCUUAAGAGGCUAGGCAAACUGAUGACAAAGCUCUGGCACGUGAUGAAAAGAACUGUUCUCAUGCUUUGUGGCAUUGGACUGCUGGGCAUCGUAUGAGGAAGUCCACUACACAGAUUGACGUCGGUAUGCAUUGGCUGUAUGCUGGUUUGCACUGUAAGACUUUUGUGAAACAAUGUACAUGUCAUUCUGUUGUCAUAUGGCCUACACAGUUGAAGCUGUGUCCCUUUGCAGUGUCUACUUCUGUGAGCGUUGCCAUAAAAUGGCACUUGCAUGUCAGGGGCUAUGAUGCAUGGUUUGUUGUGUUGUGUCAAAUAACGGUUGCCAACACGUGUGUGAGCCAUCUGAAAGAAAAAAAAAAUUGAAGUGAUGCUCUGUUUUACACAGGUAGCCUGGUCACUAACCAAUAUGUAUUCUACCACAUAUUUCAGUGAGCAAUUAAUGAAAACAUUGUAGUAGAGCUUUUUUUCAGCAGCACAUUAUUUGCACCAGCAGUAGGUCACCCAGCCAAAUGUCUCAACUUGAGCAAGUGUUCUUGAAAUUUGCGCUUCACCAGGUAAAGUGAUGUGAUAGCUGCGCCAUUUGAGCUACACUGCGCCAAGAGGUGAAACCUGCUACAUCCUGCUACAUUUUUGGGAAAAUCUCAUAGUUUGCACCGAGCAUGCGCCAAGAUAUCGUUCUUGCAGUCUUCAGGAGAAAAAAGACUGAACGUGCUUGCAAAUCAUAUUUAAGUUAUCACUGUAAUUUUUGGUGGUCAUUGGGGCAUACCGGCGAGUGCUUCGUAGUUGAAGUAGUCGCUGGCCCAUGCUGUGUA